This is a messenger RNA of Pogona vitticeps (central bearded dragon), 720 nucleotides long. The record is from RefSeq and is a predicted model, not a curated record. Lineage: Eukaryota; Metazoa; Chordata; Lepidosauria; Squamata; Agamidae.
UGUUAGCCUGCUUAACAAGACGAAAUCCUGGCUGAAGGUGGAAUGGCAAUCACAGCAGCAGUAAUGAUUAUGGAGGUGUUGACCCUGGUUCUUGGCAGCCUGAGCCUUUUGCUGCUCGUUCUGUGCGCUGGAUUCGAUUGCUGGAAGCAAGAUGCCAAAGACCCCCUCUCUUCCGUGGGCCUGAGUGUCCGGUGCCGUGGACUGUGGAGCGAGUGUAUCUUUGACAACGUGGCCGACCUCUGGACCUGUGACAUCCCAAUUUCUUAUCUCAAUGAACAUCCAGCUGUUCUCGUGGUCACCCGGGUCUUGGUGAUUCUGUCUGGGCUUCUGUCUUUUUCUGCCAUGCCAGCUUUCGUUGCCGGGAUGAGUUGCACCAAGCUUUUCCCCGACACACACACACGGAAACGCACAUUUUCUCUCGCUGCUGGAACCACCUUUCUCCUGGGCGGGCUAUCGGGGGCCAUUGCUGUUCUCUGGUACGGCAUCGACACAGUCCAGAAGUAUAAGCUAGAGGUCGGCUUUGGCAUCCCGGGCGUGACGUACGAACUGGGCUACUCCUACUGGAUGGCAGCUGUGGGGGCGGCUUGCGCAGCAGCCAGCGGGUUCUUGUUACUUGCUGCUGAGUGCUUCCAGGCUCGUGUGCCAGGAAAGGAGCCCCACUCCACGCAUCCCCAGCUGGUGGCCAGAUGGCAGGCCACAUACCUGUGAAGGCAGAGCCCA